Molecule: messenger RNA, 924 nt
Organism: Sycon ciliatum
Lineage: Eukaryota; Metazoa; Porifera; Calcarea; Leucosolenida; Sycettidae
Product: craniofacial development protein 2-like
Exons: 1
Coding region: 1-924 (307 amino acids)
Molecular function (GO): catalytic activity
Source: RefSeq, a predicted model, not a curated record
AUGAGCUCUAGAACUACUACCAAAUGGAGCCAGCGAACGAGAAUAGCAACUUUCAAUGUUCGCGGACUAUCGUCAAAUUUCAAGCAAGAGCAACGGGACUUGACGCACUAUCGUAUUGACUUCUGUGGACUUCAAGAGCUGAAAAUUGUGGAUGACAUUGACAAACGAAUAGGUGUUCAGAAAGAGUAUCGUCUGAUAGGAUUCGGUCAGGAGACAGGUCGACAUGGCGGAAUUGGAUUUGCCGUCUCCAACAAUUUCCAGCAGUACCUAACAAAUUUCAAACAAAAUUCUGACCGUGUAGGAUACGCGGACUUCCUAUCGCCGUCGCUACCGGUCGACAACAAGAGCAACGAACGGGUUCCUGUUCGCUUCAUUAUUGCGUAUGGUCCAAACAACCCAGUCGCCAAGCAGAACCCAGAGCAACGAGACAAAUUCUAUGACGAGCUUUCUGAAGGACUGCAAGCUAAAAAUGAGAGGACACUAGUGUUUUGUGUCGGAGACUUCAACAGCAAAGUUGGCAGUUGUCAGUGUGCGUCCAUGGGUGCCUUCUCGAGAGGUACACGCAACGAGAACGGUGAAGCCCUUGUGCAGUGGACUCAGUCAAACUGCCUUGUGUUGGUUAGUACACUGUUUCAAUAUUCCAUGCGCUACAGAACAACAUGGACGGGAUCAGUAACUAGCACGGAUACUGGAGUCAAAAAGCAGAUCUACAACACUAUCGGAUAUAUCAUCGUCCCAGAGCGCUUCAGACCCUUGCUGGGGAAAGCAUGUUCUUAUUCAGGUACGGAAGUGACAAGCGAUCAUAAGCUGGUAAUUGCUGAUAUGGAGUUUUGCAGUCUCUUCCGAAACUACAGUGCUAAAUCUCGUGGAAAGAAGCAGCAGCUUCAGCCACAUCAUGAAUGCCAACACCCCACUAAACCCUAA